Messenger RNA from Purpureocillium lilacinum, 915 nucleotides. RefSeq lists its product as uncharacterized. The record is from RefSeq and is a predicted model, not a curated record. NCBI's taxonomy places the organism in Eukaryota, Fungi, Ascomycota, Sordariomycetes, Hypocreales, Ophiocordycipitaceae. Gene Ontology annotation, molecular function: NAD binding; oxidoreductase activity, acting on the aldehyde or oxo group of donors, NAD or NADP as acceptor.
AUGACUUUGCCAGCUGUUAAGAAGGUUCUCGUUGUUGGCGCAAGCGGCAACGUGGGCCGAUCGACCAUCAAGGCGCUUCUAGAUGAGGACUUCAUCGUCACAGCGUUGACACGAGAGACCUCUGAGGGUGUCAUCCCAGAAUCGGUGGAGCAUCUCAAGUCGGAUUACUCCGAUGAAUCUCUGCUUCAAAUCUUCAAGGGCCAGGACGCCAUUAUCUGUGCCAUUUCGAGUAUCAUUCCCGGGGGGGCUUUGACAACACAGAAGGCGAUUGCGAAGGCGGCAAUUGACGCAGGAGUCAAAGUGUUCGUGCCAUCCGAGUAUGGAGUUGAUACCGCAAACCCAAAUGCCUCCGCCAUUAUCCCUUUUCUGAAAGACAAGAUUGACGUUGUCAAGUUUCUCAAGACCCAAGAGGACAAGAUGUCAUGGGUCGCAGUUGUCUCAGGCUCCAUGUUCGACUGGGGCUUGAGAAUCCCCGGGUUUGGGGGCAUUAACGUGGCUGCACGUACCGCAACAGUCUUCGAUGGCGGGGAUAUUCCAUACGAGGCCACAAACUUGGAUCAGGUCGGCCGGGCUAUCGCGAAGUCUCUGAAGAACUUGGCCAUUACCCAGAACCAGCACGUUUACAUUAACAGCUUCACGGUGACGCAGAACGAGGUGGUUGAAGCUCUUGGGAGAGCUACAGCUGUCAAAUUUGCGCUAAGUCAGGGAACCGUCGACGGGUUAUGGGAGGACAGCUUUGCACAGGUGAAGGCUGGGAUGCUCGGAGGUACUCUGGGCCUAAUUGCUGCCGCUAUUUACGGAAAGGGCGGGCUGGCGCAUUUCUCGGAGACGAAUGGGUUGUGGAAUGAAAAGCUGGGCUUGCCACAGGAGGACUUGGCCCAGUGUGUUGAAGCAGUCGUUGCAGGUCAGAAGUAG